Messenger RNA from Ostrea edulis (European flat oyster), 1136 nucleotides. RefSeq lists its product as uncharacterized. The transcript has 6 exons. NCBI's taxonomy places the organism in Eukaryota, Metazoa, Mollusca, Bivalvia, Ostreida, Ostreidae. The record is from RefSeq and is a predicted model, not a curated record. Bases 131 to 1081 code for a protein of 316 amino acids. Gene Ontology annotation, molecular function: serine-type endopeptidase inhibitor activity.
AGGGAUAUUAUAUACUGUUGUGUUAUCGCAGUGUGCGGUCCCACAUGUCUAAUGAUAAAGCCGAUAACGCAUAAAAACAUGAACUACUGAGACAAAGCCCGCCAACUCUCAGAGUCCGUCAGUCCACUUCAUGAUGCUUUCAACAGUUAUUAUCGCAUUCCUGGUUGAUCAGAUUAAUGAAUCACAAGGUUUUCUCUUCACAAUUAGCAAAAACAAUCCUCUAGGAUCAUGUUCGCCGAAUUUCCUCUGUCCUCCGAUGUGUCUUCAAAAAACUGCUUCCGGUUGUAAAUGUGACUGUGGUAACAUGGAUCCGUCACACCCUGAGAAGCUUGGUACCAACGUAAAUCAGCAGCCUCAAUCUGGAGGCUAUGGAACACAGAUCGGUGUAGGUUGCAGCAGUAACUGGAUGAAUUGUCGGGCUCCCUGUGCCACAGCUGUCAAUCCCACAUCCGGGUGUGUAGAAUGCAACUGCCCUCAAGUCACAACGCCACGUCCUUUAACAACGCAGCCACACCAUAGCACAACAUCUUAUAGAAGUACACACCCGACGCAAACGUCAACGUCAUCAACUAUGACAUCAAUCGUGACGACACAAACACCUACCACUAACUCACAGUCAUCUUCCUCGAAACGCACGCAACCGGCGUCCACACAAUCAUUAUCAACCAGCAACACGCCGUCGGCAUCGUCUACCUCAGUUUUCACCACGUCAUCCACAACGGUAAAUUCCUGCCAAAACACUAUCACGUGCAUCCUUAGCUGUACAAAUGGUUUUGUUAUAGAUCCCACGCCCGCCCCUGAUGGUUGCCCUGGUUGUUCGUGUAAAACAGCUCAGACGGCAUUGACGACAAACACUCCUAACACAUCGAUGUUUAAGACUGUCAGUUUCCCUGUGCGUUACACGAUUUCACCAUCCGUGACCACGCCUACAACCCCUACACGCCCACCCAGCACGACACUGCAUAAAAUCGUAUGCCCGGGAGUUUUUAAUUGUUCCAAGACUUGUUACACUGGGUACCGUCUCAAUUCACAAGGAUGUCCUCUAUGUGAGUGCGCGCCAUUGCCAACCGGUUUGCCAUGAACAUUGAGUUUGUAAUAAUAAAGAUUCUUAAAAUAAUAAAGAUUCUUAAAAUCCA